AUGUGGCUGCAGUCCCAGCAGUCUUGUGGGGAGAUGAGAGGCAGAGACAGGUACAGCUCCAGAAGCUUGCUGUUUUUGGCCCAGGAAGAGAAAGGUUGGACAGUGGCAGUCAUGUUCAGGGCUGUGCCACAGGCCUUUAGGAACCUUCAUGGCUCUUCAAUCCCUUGCUCAGCAAGAAAGUUCAGCAAAAGAGCAGAUAAGAACUGCAUCGUGGGUGACAAAGUGGCUGUGGUCACUGGCUCUACCAAAGGAAUUGGCUUUGCCAUUGCCCGACGUCUGGCCCAGGAUGGGGCCCAUGUGGUCAUCAGCAGCCGGAAGCAGCAGAAUGUGGACCAGGCAGUGGCCACAUUGCAGGGGGAAGGGCUGAGUGUGACAGGCACUGUGUGCCAUGUGGGCAAGGCUGAGGACCGUGACCGCCUAGUGGCAAAGGCUCUGGAGCAUUCUGGGGGUGUUGAUUUCCUGGUGUGUGUGGCAGGGGUCAAUCCCUUAGUAGGGAGCACUCUGGGAGCCAGUGAGCAGAUCUGGGACAAGGUAUUGGAUGUGAAUGUGAAGUCCCCAGCCUUGCUACUGGGUCAGCUGCUGCCACACAUGGAGAAGAGGAGGGGCAGCUCUGUGGUUCUGGUCUCCUCUGUGGUGGCUUAUAUGCCAAUACCAAAGCUGGGUGUCUACAACACCAGCAAGACAGCUCUGUUGGGCCUCUGUAAGUCUCUGGCUGUGGAGCUGGCUCCAAAAGGCAUCCGAGUAAACUGCCUAGUGCCAGGACUAAUUAAGACUGACUUUAGCCAAGUGGAGAAAACCAUGCCCCACUUGCUCCCUGACAUGAAUGAAAUCUAUGGAUUGCAGCGGUUUGGGGAGCCAGAGGAAUGUGCUGGAAUUGUGUCCUUCCUGUGUUCUCCGGAUGCCAGCUAUAUCACUGGGGAGAACAUCAUGGUGGCCGGCUUCUCCUCUAAACUGUGA
Molecule: messenger RNA, 957 nt
Organism: Jaculus jaculus (lesser Egyptian jerboa)
Lineage: Eukaryota; Metazoa; Chordata; Mammalia; Rodentia; Dipodidae
Product: dehydrogenase/reductase SDR family member 2, mitochondrial-like
Exons: 9
Coding region: 1-957 (318 amino acids)
Molecular function (GO): carbonyl reductase (NADPH) activity
Source: RefSeq, a predicted model, not a curated record